This is a messenger RNA of Malus domestica (apple), 1268 nucleotides long. RefSeq lists its product as uncharacterized. NCBI's taxonomy places the organism in Eukaryota, Viridiplantae, Streptophyta, Magnoliopsida, Rosales, Rosaceae. The record is from RefSeq and is a predicted model, not a curated record.
ACAUUUCUGAUCCUUCUAGGGAAUAAUUACCGCGUCAACCAAAUGUCUCGUUUCCUUCCCCUUUCUUUCUUUCUUUCUUCAACCUCAAAAUUAGGGCUUCCUCAAUUUCUCCCAAUUUUUUCUCCAAUUCCUUUCGACCCCAAAAAAAACAAAAAUUAAAGUGAUUUUACAUUCGAUUCCAAACGUGAAGUCGAAUUCGAGAGAACCCCCAAAAUACCAAGCUUCGAUUUGGGAAAAAAGAUCGAGGAUUUCUUGAAUUUGGGGAAAAAAGCAUGAAGCUUUCUUUGAAUUUGGGGGAAGGUUCAGAGCUUCAGGGAAGGCUGGAAUUCUAGGGUUUUGCUUUUCUUUUCUCAAAGAUCAAAUCUUUACCUCCACAUUAUGGAUACCCAAUUCCCCAAAUCCCUAAUUUCAAUUUCUUCCCUUGUUCUUUUCGCCUUCUUCAUCGUCCUCUGCUCCUUCCCAGCCGUCCGAUCAGAACCAGAGUCCGUAUCCGAACCCACCCUCAUCAGAUUGCCCUCUGAUUCCGAGCCCGCUGACGCCUGCGGCCGGUCGACCCGGUCAGCCUCCUUGUGCCCGGUCAAUUGCUUCCGCCCUGACCCGGUCUGCGGCGUCGAUGGCGUGACCUACUGGUGUGGGUGCCAAGAUGCCCAAUGCGCUGGGGUCAAGGUGGCGAAAAUUGGGUUUUGUGAGGUGGGUAGCGGCGGCUCCGCCCCCCACUCUGCUCAAGCUUUGCUUUUGGUUCAUAUUGUUUGGCUCAUCGUCCUCGGCUUCUCCGUCUUGUUCGGCCUGUUCUGAGAGUUUUCGGCUUCUGGGUCCGAUUCGAUUCAUCCAUCGCUUUGGUUGGUUUUUCGGAAGCUUGCAUUGAUGGAGGUUCUGAAGAUUGCCAACUUUAGCAGAGCAUUUGAGUUAAUACAUUGUGGAAGAUAUGUCAAAUUCAUUACUUGCUGCACAAUUCGGAUUGAUUUGUUUUGUUUUCGCCGUUGGCGGUAUACAAAUUAUUUGGCUCGGCAUUGCGGCUGACUCUGUUCUUUGAUUUGAGGAGACUGCUGUGUUAUUCAUUUGGGUAGAAGAUAGAAUUUGGGUUAUUGGGUUUUGUUACAAGUUGGUAUAGGAGAUUAAUUUUAGGGUUUUAUUUUGUUAGUUGUUGAUUUUCUUUUGAAGUUUUUGUUAAUCCUUGUAUUCAUCAUUAUAUUUGUACUUUCUCUGUAGAACUAUUCUGUAAACUUGAAUCGUAAUUAACAUUCUAAUUUGAGGUAUUAAUUUCCAUA